AUUUUUGUCUGACCAUGCGCAGGGAGCUUAACUCCCGGAAUCAGAGUCAAAUUGUGGUUAAAUUCAAUUUAACUAACCUCAACAAAUAGCAUGGCCCGAGUAAGGUUAAGAAUUACCGAACAAACAAAAGUUUGAGCCGACAGAAUGGAAGGCACGGAAAUGGUAUGUGAAAUUAGUGUGGAUAAGACGGAAUCAGCGGUUGAUUUGAGCACAGAAUUAUCGAAUUCUGAUAGAGUUGACGCCGAUGAUAAAGUCGCGCUAAAUUUAUUGAGCAAGAGUCAAUUAAAAAAGAUUAAAAAGAAGGAAAAAUGGCUUGAAAGAAAAGUUGAAAAAAGGCUUAAUGAACGAGCGAAGGCAAAGAAGAGGCGUGCGAUUGCACGAGCCAAUAAUAUAGAUUUGGGCCCAUCACGUAAAGCAUUGAAGAAAUCUACGAUGGCUGAUAGCAGUUGCAAACUUACAGUGACUAUUGACUUGUCAUUUGAUGAAUUAAUGAUAGACAAAGACAUUGCCAAACUUAUUAAACAAAUAUUACGGUGCUAUACAUUAAACAGGCGAGCGUCAGCUCCGAUGCAAUUUUCAUUGACUAGUUUCGAUGGGAAAUCAAAACAAGAAAUGGCCAAACAUAAUGGAUACGAACAUUGGGAUGUUCAAUUUUACUCCGAGUCAUAUUUGAAUAAGUACCCAAAAGACAAGAUAAUUUACCUCACUAGUGAGUCGGAAAAUGUUAUUGAAAGCUUGGACUUUGACUGCAUCUAUGUUAUUGGUGGCCUUGUAGACCAUAACUCUCAAAAGGGACAUUGUUACAACCUUGCUGUAAAAGAGGGUAUAAGACACGGGCAGCUACCAUUAGCAAAAUUUUUGCAGAUGAAAGCUAGAAAAGUUUUAACCGUUGAUCAUGUUUUUGAAAUACUGCUCAGAGUGACUGAAGGCAAAACUUGGCAAGAAGCAUUUUUGCAAGUAUUACCAGAGCGAAAAAAUGCUCAACCUGUAUCAAAGAGUUCAAGUGACACUUUAGAAAUUAUGAAAGAUAUCAGUAAAAGUGACUCAGAAGAGAGAAGUGAUUACAACGCAUGUGAACAACUUGAAGAUUCUGCGUGACAAACGUUCAUCGAGAGCUAAAUAAAAACUUAAUCUGAGGCUGUGGAAGUAAAUAGAGAUGCGAUACUUAUGAAAUAUCACUGAGUUUAAAAAUAAAACACCAUUGGAAAUACUGCAUAUGAUACAAAUUAAAUGCAUCAUCAAGACCUUAGUCCAAAGAUGAUUGCAAGAUGACAAGUAAAUUAUUCAAGGUACGCACUUAAAGUUUCUUUACUUGAAAUGUGAAUGAGGCAAAGUUAGUUGCAGAUGAAUUUUUCCUGAUUGUCAUAUAUGGCAAGAACGGUUUUGGAAUAUGAUACUAUUAAGAUAUGUAUUUAUUGUUUCAAAAUUACGAGAAUCAUACAUAAAGCAAAUUUGUUUUGUUUAGUGUAGUUAUGAUUCACUGCUUAUCAUAAUAAGUACAUAUGUGAGUAAAUAAAUAAAUUUCGGCUAUUUAUGUACUAACUGUACAGGCUCAACCGAACAAAUUUUUUUAAUAAGAUCAUUACUUGUUUUGUUCAGCCUGUACUAUUUCAAACACCUUUCUAUCGCGUAUAUUUCAUUUUUUUUUGUAUGAAAUCAUAACAUGAUAAAACCGUCUAUAAUAUCGCGAUUUUCAAUACCGUCCAUUUACGAAAAUUUAAUAAUUUUUGUCAGAUAAAAUUUGAGUUCAACUGUAAUAUUUGAGUGUGGAUAAUUUAUGCACGCUACAAA
Diprion similis is the source of this 1791-nucleotide messenger RNA. RefSeq names its product tRNA methyltransferase 10 homolog A. Gene Ontology annotation, cellular component: nucleoplasm; nucleus. The record is from RefSeq and is a predicted model, not a curated record. Lineage: Eukaryota; Metazoa; Arthropoda; Insecta; Hymenoptera; Diprionidae. Gene Ontology annotation, biological process: tRNA N1-guanine methylation. The coding region runs from base 145 to 1098 and encodes 317 amino acids. Gene Ontology annotation, molecular function: tRNA binding. The transcript has 5 exons.